UCAUUGAUGCAGAACCAAACGAAAACCAGAAGCCUUGCCAUUUCUCGUUUGUGGUGCCUGGAAGCUCAAGCUCUCUCUGUCUCUCUCUCUCUCUCUCUCUCUCUCUCUCUCGUCAUGAUGGGUCUGCUGGUUAAAUCUCUCUCACUCUCUGUCCCAUUGGUUUAGCUGAACUGUCAAAGAGAUUGGACGGUGGUUUUAGCGUUUUGGCGCUCGAACUUCAAAUUGGGUGAACUAAUCACAGAACCACUGGUUUUGCGUCAUCUGGGCAUUCCAUGGCUUCUUCGAUGCUCAAUGGAGGAACAACCCCGAAGGGGCUAGGGUUUGUGGCCUCAGAUUUGCGCGGGAAGCAUUUUCCCCAAAUUGGUCUGGUCUCCUGUGGCACGAAUUUUAGGGCUAUAACUAAAACCCUAGCUCCCAAAUGCAACCUUUCGGCUUCAAGGCCGUCCUCUCAACCUAGGUUUAUCCAGCACAAGAAAGAGGCAUUUUGGUUCUAUAGGUUUCUGUCGAUUGUCUAUGAUCAUAUAAUUAAUCCCGGGCAUUGGACCGAGGAUAUGAGAGAUGAGGCGCUUGAACCCGCCGAUCUUAGCCAUCGGAAAAUGAUAGUGGUAGAUGUUGGAGGAGGAACAGGGUUCACUACUUUGGGCAUAGUUAAGCACGUGGAUGCAAAGAAUGUCACCAUUCUAGACCAGUCCCCGCAUCAGCUCGCCAAGGCGAAGCAGAAGGAGCCCUUGAAGGAUUGCAAGAUCAUCGAGGGCGAUGCCGAGGAUCUCCCUUUCCGCACUGAUUAUGCAGACAGAUAUGUGUCUGCCGGCAGCAUAGAGUACUGGCCAGACCCACAGCGCGGCAUCAGGGAAGCAUACAGGGUCUUGAAGCUUGGAGGGAAGGCAUGCGUAAUUGGACCAGUGUAUCCGACAUUCUGGCUAUCUCGGUUCUUCGCAGAUGUGUGGAUGCUCUUUCCAAAAGAGGAAGAGUACAUUGAAUGGUUUGAGAAGGCUGGGUUUAAGCAUGUCCAACUGAAGAGGAUUGGCCCGAAAUGGUACCGUGGUGUUCGUCGGCAUGGGCUGAUCAUGGGAUGCUCUGUCACAGGUGUAAAACCUGCAUCUGGGGAUUCUCCUUUGCAGCUGGGACCAAAGGCAGAGGAUGUGUCGAAGCCCGUUAGCAACCCAUUUGCGUUCCUGGGACGCUUCCUUCUGGGUGCCAUGGCAGCGACCUAUUUUGUAUUGGUCCCCAUUUACAUGUGGCUCAAAGACAAAAUUGUCCCCAAAGGUAGACCCAUUUGAAAGAGAGAGAGAGAGCAUCAUCUUACUGGGCUGUUAUGCUAGGGCUGCUUCUUUCAUUUUCCAUUUUGCAGCAUGUUGAAACCUUGCUAUUGUUGAAAACCUAGAUUAGAUAAGAUAAUAUCUGCCAGUGCCACGGGUCUCCUCUCCUGUGUUAACAUUGCACCUUUAAUUUGAACGUCCAUUUGAGGCCCUUGAGAUA
Diospyros lotus (date-plum) is the source of this 1479-nucleotide messenger RNA. RefSeq names its product 2-methyl-6-phytyl-1,4-hydroquinone methyltransferase, chloroplastic. The record is from RefSeq and is a predicted model, not a curated record. Gene Ontology annotation, molecular function: 2-methyl-6-phytyl-1,4-benzoquinone methyltransferase activity. The coding region runs from base 273 to 1280 and encodes 335 amino acids. NCBI's taxonomy places the organism in Eukaryota, Viridiplantae, Streptophyta, Magnoliopsida, Ericales, Ebenaceae. Gene Ontology annotation, biological process: methylation. The transcript is spliced from 4 exons.